Messenger RNA from Tinamus guttatus (white-throated tinamou), 403 nucleotides. Lineage: Eukaryota; Metazoa; Chordata; Aves; Tinamiformes; Tinamidae. The record is from RefSeq and is a predicted model, not a curated record.
AUGGGUGGCUGGUGGCUUGAGAGAUUUGAGGCAGUGAUGCUAGAGAAGAGUCUCUACUCCAAGGAAAGAGAAGAGGCUCUUGAUCCUUAUCAGGGUCGCUGGUACAAGUUCUCCCUGGACACGGUCAUCCAGCCCGACGACAGGCAAGCACGAGUGGGCAGCAUCCCCAUGGGCCAGCAUGGAGGCAAUGCGGGGCCCGUGCUGCCGGUUAACAUGGUGUUUGAGCAAGGUGGCGCCCGCGUGGUGGUGGACGUGGACAGCCUGGCCUUUGUGAAGGGCUCCAUGGUGGACUUCAGCCAGGAGCUGAUCCGCAGCUCCUUCCAGGUGGUGAGCAACCCACAGGCUGAGAAGGGCUGCUCCUGUGGGACUUCCUUCUCUGUCAAAUUCUGACUGGACCUCUGUG